Molecule: messenger RNA, 2221 nt
Organism: Leopardus geoffroyi (Geoffroy's cat)
Lineage: Eukaryota; Metazoa; Chordata; Mammalia; Carnivora; Felidae
Gene: KPNA2
Product: karyopherin subunit alpha 2
Exons: 11
Coding region: 374-1963 (529 amino acids)
Biological process (GO): NLS-bearing protein import into nucleus
Cellular component (GO): nucleus; cytoplasm
Molecular function (GO): protein binding; nuclear import signal receptor activity
Source: RefSeq, a predicted model, not a curated record
GGCCGGCAGCACGAGCCACACCGUCUUUGGGCUGAGCCGUGGUGGACGUUUUCAGGCAGCUGACCUGCACCCUGCGCGCCCCGCACCGCCUCUUGUGGAAUCCUGAGCCGGCCGUGUAGGUACGAACUCGGGCCGGAGUCCGGCCGAAGCGAAAACGGCAGGCCUGCGGGCCGCGCUCCGCUUGCGGGUGGCGGGAGGGGAGGGCCCGAGUACACGCCCGACCUGGCUUUGGCCUCCCUCGUUGACGAGGCCUCGGGGGCGUCGUUCGUUGACGAAGCGGCUGUUUUGCGAUGCGAGUGCUUGGGCUUUAGGGCGCCGCGGCUGUGCGAACCGCAGCGGAGAGCCCUUGCGCAUCGCGGCCCGGCAAAUCGCCAUGUCCACCAACGAGAAUGCUAAUUCACCAGCUGCCCGCCUUAACAGAUUCAAGAAUAAGGGGAAAGACAGUACAGAAAUGAGGCGCCGCCGAAUAGAAGUUAACGUGGAGCUGAGGAAAGCUAAGAAGGAUGACCAGAUGCUGAAAAGGAGAAACGUAAGCUCGUUUCCUGAUGACGCGACAUCCCCACUGCAGGAAAACCGCAACAACCAGGGCACUGUCAAUUGGUCUGUUGAUGACAUUGUCAAAGGCAUAAAUAGCAACAAUUUGGAAAGCCAGCUCCAGGCUACUCAAGCUGCUAGGAAACUGCUUUCUAGGGAAAAACAGCCUCCCAUAGACAACAUAAUCCGAGCUGGUUUGAUUCCAAAAUUUGUGUCCUUCUUGGGCAGAACUGAUUGUAGCCCCAUUCAGUUCGAAUCUGCUUGGGCCCUCACUAACAUUGCUUCUGGUACAUCAGAACAGACCAAGGCUGUGGUAGAUGGAGGUGCUAUCCCAGCAUUCAUUUCUCUGUUGGCCUCUUCCCAUGCCCACAUCAGUGAGCAAGCUGUAUGGGCUCUAGGAAACAUUGCAGGUGAUGGUUCAGUUUUCCGAGACUUGGUUAUCAAGUAUGGUGCAGUUGACCCGCUGUUGGCUCUCCUUGCUGUUCCUGAUAUGUCAUCUUUAGCAUGUGGUUACUUACGGAACCUUACUUGGACACUUUCAAACCUUUGUCGCAACAAGAAUCCUGCACCCCCGUUAGAUGCUGUUGAGCAGAUUCUUCCUACCUUAGUUCGUCUUCUGCAUCAUGAUGAUCCAGAAGUAUUAGCGGAUACCUGCUGGGCCAUUUCCUACCUUACUGAUGGUCCAAAUGAACGGAUUGAAAUGGUCGUGAAAACAGGAGUUGUGCCCCAACUUGUGAAGCUUCUAGGAGCUACUGAAUUGCCCAUUGUGACUCCUGCGCUAAGAGCCAUAGGAAAUAUUGUCACUGGGACAGAUGAACAGACUCAGGUUGUAAUAGAUGCGGGAGCACUUGCUGUCUUUCCCAGCCUACUAACGAACCCCAAAACUAAUAUUCAGAAGGAAGCUACGUGGACAAUGUCAAACAUCACAGCUGGUCGCCAGGACCAGAUACAGCAAGUUGUGAAUCAUGGAUUAGUUCCAUUCCUCGUUGGUGUUCUCUCUAAGGCAGACUUUAAGACACAAAAGGAAGCUGUGUGGGCUGUGACCAACUAUACGAGUGGCGGAACAGUUGAGCAGAUUGUAUACCUCGUUCACUGUGGCAUAAUAGAACCAUUGAUGAACCUCUUAACUGCAAAAGAUACCAAAAUCAUUCUGGUUAUUCUGGAUGCCAUUUCAAACAUCUUUCAGGCUGCUGAGAAACUAGGUGAAACUGAGAAACUCAGUAUAAUGAUUGAAGAAUGCGGAGGUUUGGACAAAAUUGAAGCUCUACAAAACCAUGAAAAUGAGUCUGUGUACAAAGCUUCAUUAAACUUGAUUGAGAAGUAUUUCUCUGUAGAGGAAGAAGAAGAUCAAAAUGUUGUGCCAGAAACUACCUCUGAAAGCUACACAUUCCAAGUUCAGGAUGGCACUCCCGGGACCUUUAACUUCUAGAUUGUACAGCUGAGGCAUAAAGUUGUUUGUUGUGUACUAUGUUUGGUAGAAGUUUGUUUUACUGUUUUCUCUACUAAGAACUCUUUUUAAAUGUGUUUUGUUAUUGUAGCACUUUUUACAAUGGAAACUAUACUUGAACAGUUCUGAACUGUACAAACUGUAUGAAGCUUCUCCUCUCGGUGGGUUUCUUAUUUCUCUGUGGAAUCUCAUAUCUUGCAGUGUCCUGUAAAUAAAGAUUAAAUUCCACCCUUUUCCUUA